Messenger RNA from Aspergillus clavatus NRRL 1, 2094 nucleotides. RefSeq names its product J domain-containing protein. Gene Ontology annotation, molecular function: RNA binding; transmembrane protein transporter activity. The coding region runs from base 1 to 2094 and encodes 697 amino acids. The record is from RefSeq and is a predicted model, not a curated record. Gene Ontology annotation, biological process: post-translational protein targeting to endoplasmic reticulum membrane; SRP-dependent cotranslational protein targeting to membrane. Gene Ontology annotation, cellular component: Sec62/Sec63 complex. Lineage: Eukaryota; Fungi; Ascomycota; Eurotiomycetes; Eurotiales; Aspergillaceae. The transcript is spliced from 6 exons.
AUGUCUACAGAUUACAACUAUGACGAGCAGGGACAAUUCUUCCCGUUCUUCAUUCUGACUCUUACUGGCCUUGUCACCCUCCCUCUCACAUACAACCUCCUCAAGCCGAGCAAAGAGCUCGAGAACACCGCACCCCGGAUAAAAUCCGAUUUUAAGCCACAACAUGGCGACAUCAUUGACGCGCAGAAGCGGAAACGUCUGCGCAAACAACGCCGCAUCAAGCGCAUAGUGACUGUGGUCGCUGGCUAUGCUAUUAUGGCAUGGAUGGUGUAUCUCAUUGCCGUCACUGCCAGAUCAGUGCCGAAGAUCUGGGAUCCAUAUGAAAUCCUGGGUAUCUCGAGAAGUGCCGAUGAGAAAGCCAUCUCCAGACACUACAAGCGACUUUCUCUCAUCUACCACCCCGACAAAAUCCGCCCUGACCCAUCCAAGAAUGAGACGAUCGAGACCCUGAAUGACCGCUUCGUUGAGCUGACCAAGGCCUAUAAGGCGUUGACCGAUGAAGAAGUGCGCAACAAUUACGUCCAGUACGGCCACCCCGAUGGCAAGCAGAGCUUCAGCAUCGGUAUUGCUCUUCCCAAGCUCAUCGUCACGGAAGGAAAUGGAAAGUAUGUUUUGCUGGUCUAUGGAGGCAUGCUUGGCGUGCUGCUGCCUUACAUCGUUGGAAAGUGGUGGUACGGUUCCCAGCGCUACACCAAGGAGAAGGUCCUGGUCGCGAGCGCGGGCAACAUCUUCCGGGAGUACAAGGACGACAUUUCCGAUGCCGGCAUUAUCGAUGCGCUUUCAUCAGGUAUCGAGUUCAAGGACAUGCUCAAGGGCUCGCAGGCAGAAGCUGGCCUUGCAAAGCUGGAGAAGAGGGUUCUGGCCGAGGAUUCGAUCCUCUCGCCGGAGCAACGAAAGACCCUUGCGCAGAUGGACGAUUCCACUCGGCGAAAGGCGCUAGCGUUGCUGUGGGCUUAUCUGGACCGGAUUGACCUGGAAGAUGCUACGCUCAAUGGAGAGAAAUACGAGGCUGCCCCAAUUGCCCUGUCUUUGAAUGAGGCAUUCACAGCUAUCUCCCUCGCGUUCGGUAACCUUCGUCCUAUUCUCGGCUCCUUCCGCACAUCUCAACACUUGAUCCAAGCCGUUGCCCCGGGUUCAUCGCCACUUCUGCAACUGCCACACUUCAACAAUGAAGUCGUCAAGGCCAUCGAAGGCGCAGACUCCAAGGACCACUACUCCGUUCAGAAGUUUAUGGGCUUGCCCGAAGACAAGCGACGCAGUCUUACCGUCGGUCCUGGCCUCCUGUCCGAACAGCAGUACUCAAGCGCCGUCGCCGUCGCCAAACAACUCCCCGCUCUAGAGGUCUCUAAGGCCUUCUUCAAAGUGAUGGGAGAAAAGGUCGUUACCCCCAGCAGCCUGGUUCAGUUCGUUGUGAAAGCACGUCUCAUCCCACCCGGUUUCUCGAAUGUUCCUCCCGUCAGCCCCGAAGAUCUUGAGGAUGCCGAUCCCGAUGAAGAUGAUCUCGAUGCCCUCAUGGGGCGGAAGCCCCCCAAGAACCGACCCACCAAGCUCGUCAACGGGAAGCGAGUCGAGAACACGUUCGAGACCAUCCAGCCCCCACUCGCACACGCACCUUACCUGGCUCGCGACCACUCUCCCCGCUGGCACAUCUUUCUCGCCGACUCCAAGCAGGGCAAGAUGGCCGUUCCUCCCUUCACCUUCACCACUUUCGACAAACCCUUGUUUGACGAGGCCGGAAAGCCCACGUUCAACGUGCAAACGCUCAAGAUGCAGUUCCAGGCACCCCCGCAGGUCGGAGACUUCACUUUCAUCAUGCACAUGCUCUGUGACAGCUACCUGGGUCUGGAUACAAAGAUGGAGAUCACUUUACAUGUUGAUGAUCCGGCCAAAGCAGCUGCUCUCGAUGUAGACGACGACAUCAGCGAGCCCGAUGAAGAUUCUCUUGCGGGUCAAAUGCACGCUCUGAAGACGGGCCAACCGCCCAAGAAGAGGGCUAAGAAGGCUUCUGACGAAUCCAGCGAGGAGGAGAGCGAUACCGACGGCGACGCGGGCGAUACCAGCGACACGAACACGGAGACCGACGUGGAUGAUUGA